ACAAGUCACAAUCGCGUUCUCUCUGUUUUUAAUGAUUCGAUUGUAUAUACGUAUACUACAUACAAGGAUGCAUUCAAAGAGCGCGCAUUUGUGCAAUACUAUCCUUGUCUCAUGCCUAAUGGACAAUGAAGAUUGAAUGAUGCAAAUAGUGCUAAUAACGUCUUCCCGAAUGCAGCCUUAACCAUCUUUUUACCGUAUGAUUUUAUAAGUCUCGACACUCGACAAGUCACUCAACGAGUCCAAACCAAACGAGGCGGACGUGUUUCUUUCUAAUCUAACUAUUGCAUCGUCCAUUUAAGGAUUUUUUCCAGUUUGUAGUGAUCGGUGAAUCGCGUUUAUUUAUUAUAAGUUCUAUUUUUCGACAUUUGAACAUCAGUGGGCUAGUCUCAGCCGAUUUAUCUAUCAGUUGCGGGACAAUUCAAAGAGGAAGAUGGUAUAUAAUUUCUUCGUGCAUGUAUGCUAUAUACUGCCAUAGUUGUUAUACACAUGCUACUUGUCUAAGCCUACGUCAACAUUACUACAUGAUAUGAACUCGUAGUUUGUCGUUUUGUCUCCAAGGACUCUGAGAGAGAUGUGACUAAGAGCCGAUCAUUAAAUCCUGUCGCUCAGAAAUGAUGAAUUCGUCAAUGCAAAGCAGUGGCGAAAAUGAUGGAGGAGAUAAUGACAGAAUUGAUGUUUAUGAUGAGGACGAUAGAGAAAGGCUGAUUAAGCCGAGGAAUAAUUUUGCAUCGUAUUCGAACGAGGAUAUCGACGUGCGAUUCCGGCCUAGAAUUUUUUUCUUUAUUGUGUCAACACAGAGCAUCGCUAACAUGAACAUAACAUGCAGUGAUAUAGACGCUAUCUCAGGUCAAUCCAAAAGACUAUAUAUCAGAGAUAUAACCCCAGGAGCAACUAAUUUCUUGUCAACUAAUUAUGAGAGUCUGGAUUAUGACCCUUGUGAAAAUUAUCUUCUACAAGAUGAGGAGAGGAAGAAAGGAUACAAAUUUAUCGUUAGAAAGAACUUUGCCAGGUGGUUUAUCUUUCUCUUAAUCGGAAUUUGUACUGCUCUCAUAGCGUGCUUUGUAGACAUACUGAUAGAAGAAUUAUCCAGCCUAAAAUAUGGUUGGCUUAAGAAAUAUGUGGACCAUUGUGUGAUGCAAGGUUGCCUUUGGUUACCAUACAUGAUGUGGUUAGUGCUAAAUGUAGUACCAGUUUUCAUAGGUGCUGUCUUAGUAUCCUAUAUUGAACCUGUUGCUGCAGGGAGUGGUAUUCCACAAGUGAAAUGUUAUUUAAAUGGAAUCAAAAUACCACGAGUUGUGCGUAUUAAAACUCUGGCUGUGAAAACUAUUGGUGUUAUAUGCACUGUAGUCGGAGGCUUAGCAGGAGGCAAGGAAGGUCCUAUGAUCCAUUCUGGUGCCGUCGUAGCCGCAGGGAUUUCUCAGGGUAAAAGUACUACUUUUAAGAAAGACUUGAAAAUAUUUGAAUACUUUAGAGAGGAUCAUGAGAAACGAGAGUUUGUGUCCGGAGGCGCUGCGUCUGGAGUAUCGGCGGCUUUCGGAGCACCCAUCGGUGGAGUCUUGUUCAGUAUAGAAGAGGGUACUAGUUUUUUCAAUCAAAGCCUCACAUGGAGAACUUUCUUCGCCAGCGUGAUCACUACGUUCACUUUAAACGUGAUCUUGAGCGCUUACCACGGACAUCCUGGAGAUCUUUCGUAUCCGGGCUUGUUGAAUCUAGGAAAAUUCAACUCAAUCCCAUAUGAAAUCUACGAGAUACCUCUGUUCAUGCUAAUGGGCACGUUUGGCGGACUACUCGGUGCUUUUUGGAAUCACGUGAAUUAUAAGAUUACUUGCUUUCGUUUGCGAUUUGUGACACAAAAGUGGCAAAAAGUCAUUGAGGCUAUUCUGGUGGCGAUAUUAAGCGCAACGAUGGGAUCUCUAAUGAUAUACUUUGUCAAUGACUGUAAACCAUUGGGUAAUGACCCCACCAAGUAUCCAGUUCAAAUGUAUUGCGCAGAGGGGCAAUACAAUGCAGUCGCCUCUUUAUGGUUUCAAACUCCAGAAAGCAGUGUACGAUCCUUAUUUCACGAUCCUAAAGGAGCUCACGAUGAUCUGACGCUAGCUAUCUUUGUCGUAUUGUAUUUUUUUCUCGCUGCCACGACUUUCGGCUUAUCGAUGUCAAGUGGCCUCUUCAUUCCCUCUCUAUUGAUUGGAUCUGCUUGGGGUAGAUUAAUUGGAUCGGCUCUCGCGAAGCUGUGUCCACAUUGUGAAGUAUUAGAUCCUGGCAAGUAUGCUUUACUAGGUGCUGCUGCGCAAUUAGGAGGAGUAGUUAGAAUGACUAUAAGUUUAACCGCAAUCUUAAUAGAAGCAACUCAGGGAAUAUAUUUUGGUUUGCCUGUUAUAAUAGUCCUUAUAAUGGCAAAGUGGAUUGGCGAUUUCUUUAAUGAGGGAAUUUAUGAUAUUCAUAUACAAAUGGCAGGAAUUCCAUUGCUUCCAUGGGAGCCGCCUCCGCUCUCGAAUAAUAUUUAUGCAACUGAGAUAAUGAGUCAUCCUGUCGUGACUUUGAAAACUGUUGAAAAUGUCGGACAUAUUGUCGAACUUUUGAAAUGCGUUACAUUCAAUGGAUUUCCGGUAGUUGACCCACCAAGUAGCGAUCAGGCCGAGAUAAAUUCGUACGGUCGACUCCGAGGUCUAAUACUGCGUUCUCAAUUAAUAGUACUUUUAAAAAAUAAGGUAUUUAACGAGUACGAAGAAUUUUGGGAGAAACCUUUAAGUAUAAAUAUGUUCAGAAAUGAGUAUCCUAGGUAUCCAACCAUCGAGCAAGUCGCCAUCACUGAUGAAGAAAAAACUUACACAAUUGAUUUGAGACACUUCAUGAAUCCUUCCCCUUAUACAGUACAACACUCUGCCACACUGCCAAGAACAUUCAGACUCUUUAGAGCGUUAGGAUUACGUCAUGUACCGGUAGUAAAUGAUAUCAACGAGGUAAUUGGUAUUAUCACUCGAAAAGAUGUUGCCAGAUUCAGGAUAUGGAGACAUCGUGGGAAAAUGGGAUUAGAUGAACUUUUAAUCACUAACAAAAUUUAAUUUUUUCAGAACUCUUCAGAAUUUUUCUCAAAUUUUAUCACAUUAGGAUUUGGUAGUGUUCGUUACAUUUCGUGUAUUUUAUCAGGUACAAAUUUCAAGUUUAUAUAUGUACAUAUAUUGUUAACGAAACUCGAAAAUAAUUUAACAGAUUAUAUGUAGAAAUAAUGCAUAAUUGCAUUAAAGAAAAUGUGUCAAGAUUUUUUUAUACAAUUUGUAUGUGUGUGUGCGUGCGUGCGUGCGUAUAUUUGUGCAUACGCAACUUGGUGACAUCACAUUUAGCUUAUAUUUUGGUAAUAUCAAAUUUUAAUUAUUCACAAAUAAUUCCCAUCCAAGCCAUGACCAAAGUUUAAAGAAGAGAUAUACAGGUAGAAUGACUAACAGUAACAGAAAAUAGUAUUCAUAGGAUGAUAUGUACAUGUCGAAAGGUGGUAUUUAGCUGAUAUUUUAUCCUGUCGUUCAAUUUUCUAAGAGAUUCUAUUAUUUAUUUAAUAUACUAUAAAUUUAUAUACG
Trachymyrmex cornetzi is the source of this 3572-nucleotide messenger RNA. It is a transcript of the gene ClC-b, whose product is annotated as chloride channel protein 7. Gene Ontology annotation, molecular function: chloride transmembrane transporter activity. NCBI's taxonomy places the organism in Eukaryota, Metazoa, Arthropoda, Insecta, Hymenoptera, Formicidae. The transcript is spliced from 12 exons. Gene Ontology annotation, biological process: chloride transport; transmembrane transport. The record is from RefSeq and is a predicted model, not a curated record. The coding region runs from base 612 to 3062 and encodes 816 amino acids. Gene Ontology annotation, cellular component: intracellular membrane-bounded organelle; lysosomal membrane.